This is a messenger RNA of Closterium sp. Yama58-4, 975 nucleotides long. NCBI's taxonomy places the organism in Eukaryota, Viridiplantae, Streptophyta, Zygnematophyceae, Desmidiales, Closteriaceae. The record is from the annotation of a GenBank genome assembly.
AUGAGCAGAAUCAGGGUUGUGUCUGCUGGUAGCCUGGUGUGUGGGGCCGUCGAGUCCUUCUCCAUCCGUUCUGUGGAGGAGAUGGGAGCCACAGCAGCAGCAGCGGCGGCUGCGGAAGCAGCAGCAGCAAGGAUUAACUCACCAGUAGCAGGAGCUGGGACAAGGACGACACCAGAGGCUGGAAAAUCAGGGAAAAAGAAAUCGAGAGUGAAGAGAGCAGGAGAAGGAGGGGGUGAGGGCUUGGAAGGGCAGACUGCGAUUGGAUGUGAUGAGAGGAUGCUGCUGCAUGAGGAGGUGGGCAGUGCCUCUCUGCAUCCUGAGCGACCGGACCGUCUGCGAGCCAUUCUGGCGUAUCUUAAAGGAGCAGGGUUGUUUCCAGGUCCUUGUAAGGCAUGGCCAUCGGAGAGUGCAGCAGAUGAUCUUAUUCUCAAUAGCCACACGGCAAAGCAUUUGGCAAUGGUGGACAAGGCAGCUAAAACUGACACCAGUGCAUUCAACGCGGACACGUACGCCAACCGGUGGUCGCCAGCAGCAGCGCGCCUAGCAGCGGGAACAGCCGCCACCAUGGCUCGCGCCAUUGCCACCGGCCGCCUCCUCAACGGCUUUUCUCUGGUGCGGCCGCCAGGGCACCAUGCGGGGACGGAGGGGCCUCAGGGCUUCUGUCUGCACAACAACGCAGCUGUGGCAGCCAGGGCAGCGCAGGCAGCAGGGGCCAAGAAGAUUCUGCUGCUUGACUGGGACGUGCAUCACGGCAAUGGAACCCAGCAGAUAUUUGAAAACGACCCUUCCGUAUUCUACGUGUCCAUCCACAGGCAUGAAGGUGGCUCCUUCUUUCCUGGCACUGGAGCACCCACGGAGGUGGGGUCAGGGCCAGGGGAGGGUCGGUCGGCCAACGUGGCAUGGCCGUGUGGAGGCAUGACAGACGCGGACUACCUGGCUGCCUUCUUCCACCUCAUUCUACCCCUCGGUGUGUGA